Molecule: messenger RNA, 4229 nt
Organism: Erpetoichthys calabaricus (reedfish)
Lineage: Eukaryota; Metazoa; Chordata; Cladistia; Polypteriformes; Polypteridae
Product: NACHT, LRR and PYD domains-containing protein 3-like
Exons: 10
Coding region: 85-3111 (1008 amino acids)
Biological process (GO): positive regulation of inflammatory response
Cellular component (GO): cytoplasm
Molecular function (GO): protein binding
Source: RefSeq, a predicted model, not a curated record
ACCAUCUAGAUGACAGCUGAAGUUUGGUUGAAAGGACACUAAGUGCCACUCUGACAAGAUAUUCAGUCAUCCUGACGUCUUCAAAUGGAAUUAUACUGCCCUAAGACCCAACAGAAGUCUGGACAGGCGUACUUUAGGAGAGGAAGACUUGAUGAAGAGGUCGCUGCUCUGUCGGGUUUGACACAGACGUUUUCUGAAGUUAUUAAAACAUUCAAUCACGAGGACCUCCUUAAGGUUACCGAGUACUACAAGCCCUACCUGGCCUAUGUGAUUGAAUACGACAUUACAAGUGUCCUUCGGAACGUGGUCACCAAGAACAUCCUCACCAACAAUGAGGCCAAGAAAUUCAAAACCAAAGAAGACCAUGAGGGGACACAAGGUGUGGAGUCCUUCAUCAGUUACAUGAUGAAGAAAGACAGAGUGGUUCUGGUCAGCCUGUGGGAGGCACUAGCUGAAGAACUUGCAAGAUUUCCAUCACCUAACCUGCCAAGAAUCCUGAAGGAGGUGACAGAGGGAGGACUGGACCUCUUGAAAGACAUUCAGUCAGAUGUUCACAUUCCCACUUAUAUUAAAGGCCUCCAUGAGAUACACAGAGCUGGUGUAUCUGAAUCCACAAGAACUUUAGAGGAUCAGGCUUCUCCUGCAGAUCCCCACACCAGAGUUGUGGGCUUUGAGACUCGAUACACAGAGCUGAUGGUCAUCAAACAGUAUAAAAGAACCUACAGCGAGAGGCUCCAUGAACUGGAGAAGACGGGGAGAACUCAUGCAGAGCUGGUGGAGGAGAAGACAAAAGUGAAAUGUGAGCGAAUCUGGACAGAGCAGCUUUUUAGAAGAAGUGCAGGAAGUGAGACACACCCUCACAUUGUGGUGGUCAGUGGGGUGGCUGGAAUUGGUAAGACCACCAUGGUCCAGAAGAUAAUGUUUGACUGGGCCAGAGGCACUCAGUACCAGAGGUUUGCAUUUGUGUUCCUGUUUAAAUUCAGGGAGCUCAACCUUCUAGACACAGAGACAGAGCCACAGAUGCCUCUGACCAGGCUGAUUGUAAGGCACUAUAAAUAUCUCAAUAACCCAAAACUGAGAGAAAUCCUGCAGAAACCCAAAUCUCUCCUCUUUAUAUUUGAUGGACUGGAUGAGUACAAACACAAACUAGACUUUACACAGGAGAGACUCUGCUCAAACCCAGAGGAGGACUAUUUUCCUGUACGCAUCCUGUUCACCAGCCUGGUCAGAAGGACAUUAAUGGAUGGCUGUACAGUUUUGAUCACAAGUAGACCAACAGCCCUAGAAGCCCUGAACAUGGCGAGAGUUGAUCGAUUUGCAGAGAUCCUGGGGUUCUUCCCUGAACAAAGGCUGAUGUACUUUAAGAAGUUCUUUGGCGAUGCUGAUCAGGGCUUUGAGGCUUUUCAGUAUGUGGAGGAGAACGCCAUCCUGUACACCAUGUGCUUCAACCCCUCAUACUGCUGGAUUAUCUGCUCUGUGCUGAUGAGCCAUUUCAUGACACCUGAAGAAGAGCGAGGAGCUGCCCCCAGAACUGUCACUGAGCUCUUUGUGAUGUUCUUUCACAACAUUCUCACCAAUCACAAACGAGAAGCUGAAAAUCUGCAGGAUUUUCUGGUCAAACUGGGAAAGAUGGCUUAUCAUGGGGUGGUCAACAGAACUCUUGUGUUUUAUGAAAAUCAAGAGAUGUCCACAUUUGGUUUACAGCCAGUCCUGUCCUCUCCUUUCCUCUCAGGGUUCCUCAAAGAAAUUCUUCAGAGAGAAAGCACUCUGGAGCACACAACGUACACAUUCUUUCACCUCACCAUACAGGAGUUCAUGGCCGCAUGCUGCUUCUACCUCGAUCCAUCAGGGGGUGUUGAGGAGAUGCUUGUGAAGCUGGAGUCAUGUAAAGAUGGCCGGUUUGAGAUUCUCACUCGAUUCCUGGUGGGACUGGCCAAACCUUCUGUGUUUAAAACACUGGGAGGAGUCAUGGGGGAGUUUAAGAGGAAAACAGCAAAGCGAAUACUCGAGUGGGUGAAGCAAAAAGCUGAACAGGCACUAUGGGGAGGAGAUAAAACUGAAGCUCUGCGAGUGUGUCAGUGGCUCUAUGAGACUCAGAAUAAAAAAAUAAUCAGAGAUGCCAUUGGGAAGGAUUUAAAGAUGGAUUUUAGUGAGACGACUUUAUCUCCUCUGGUUUGUGCUGUGCUGGGUUCCAUCAUUAGCUGCUGUGGAGAGGUUGAGGAGCUCAACUUGUUUAAGACACAGCUUACGCCAGAGUGCAUCAGGAGACUGGCACUGGGACUCAUCUGCUGCAGACAAGUCAAUCUGGACACAUGUUGUCUCACCUCCACAUGCUGCUCAGCUCUCUCCUCAGCUCUUUCUUCUCCACACUCACAACUGACAGAACUGGACCUGUGCUUCAACCGCAACCUGGGGAAUUCUGGACUGGAUCAGCUGUGUGAGGGGCUGAGGAGUGAAAACUGCAAAUUAGAGAAACUGAACCUGUCUGUUUGUGGUCUCACCUCCAGAUGUUGCUCAGCUCUCUCCUCAGCUCUUUCUUCUCCACACUCACGACUGACUGAACUGGACAUGAGCAGCAACAACAUGGAGGAUUCAGGAGUGGAUCAGCUGUGUGAGGGGCUGAGGAGUGAAAACUGCAAAUUAGAGAAACUGCACCUGUCUCGUUGUGGUCUCACCUCCAGAUGUUGCUCAGCUCUCUCCUCAGCUCUUUCUGCUCCACACUUACGACUGACUAAACUAAACAUGAACAGAAACAACAUGGAGGAUUCAGGAUUGGAUCAGCUGUGUGAGGGGCUGAGGAGUGAAAACUGCAAAUUAGAGAAACUGGGCCUGCACUCAUGUGGUCUCACCUCCAGAUGUUCCUCAUCUCUCUCCUCAGUCCUCUCUUCUCCACACUCACAGAUGACUGAACUGAACCUAAACUUCAACAAACUGGAAGAUUCAGGAGCUCAUCAGCUGUGUGAAGGUCUGCGGACCCCAAACUGUAAAUUAGAGAUACUGGAGCUGCUGUUUAAUGGGAUCAGUGAGAGUGAAAUGAUGAACCUGAGGUUACUACAGGAGGAGCUGAACAGGACUGGACGGCAGGUGAAUAUUAAUACAGAAGAAGACUGAACAUGUUGAUCAUCUGACCCCGGUGAUGGCACCCCCUGUCCAUUUCCUCUAAAUUCUUCUCUUUAUUCUUUUAUAAUCUCCUCAGCUGUCCUCCACAUUUAAUAAACUCUCCAUGUCUUCUUCACAGCCUGUGUGAUUCCUCUUUAAAGUCACUUGUGUUUCUCCACCCUGUGACCCUGAACUGGUAACCAAGCUCCACAAGUUCAGACCAGAGACAUCUGACUUUCAUCACCCAGAGAACCACAGUGAGAAUUGUCCUCUUAAACUAGCUGGGGUCACAAAGCCCACUGAGGGGAGCAGCAGGAGUAAACACGAGUGGACAUUCCAGUUGAAGGGUGAUGGAAAGUGAGGCCAAUCUUGGCAUUAGUGACAAAUUCUAGACAGGCACCGGGCUGUCACAGGUCAAGCUGAUGGCCACCUCAACAGAAAACUUAUAAGCCUACUGCUCCUCAACAUCAUGUGGUGUUGUUUGAACCUGUGUCUGUUUCACAGAAGAGCUACAAAGACAAAGAUGGUUAUAGAGACAGGAGAGAUGGGGGACAGAUGAGUACAGAAGAGGAGAGUCAAAUAGGACAGAGGGGGACAAUAAAUGGAGGAGAUAAGGAACAUUUAAAUGUGAAACCGUGGAAAAGCUGAGUUACAUUAGAAUGGAGAAGAGAGUUUGAUUUCCAAGGUCAGCAGCCUUGAAGGAGACAUGAUGGCCAUCUACACCUCUUCUGAGCCGAGAAGGCUGAAGAUCUUUGUGAACAAAAAGACUCUGCUCUGCAUCAGUUGUGGUUCAAGCAGAUCCAUAACAUGUCAGAAUGUGAAGAAGCGAAGUUGGAUGACAUCCUCCACUAGAAAGAGGAGUGAAGUGAAUAAUAUAAUAAGAGUACAAGGAUGUAGAAGUGAGGAGGUGACAGUAAAUAUGACAGACAGUGAUGCAAGUGCAGAUGUCAUGAGGAGUCACAGAUUGUGGACUCUGAUUAUUUCACUGAUGACUGAUGAGGAUGACAACAGUAUUGGACCACCAUAAUGAGUGAUAAUUAAUGAGCUGCGCACAACUGAACUACUACUACUGUUCUUACUGUGGUGGAUGUAGACAUAUGUUGUUUGACAUAUGCAUGUUAAAUUGGUUU